CGCGCUGCGCGUGGGAUCAGCCUGGCGCGGACCGGUGGCUCCCAGGAGCUAGUUCCCUCCUCGCCCCCGCCCCCUCGCCGCGCGGGGCCAGCGCGGCCGCUCCUCCCCUGGGUGGGUCCCGGCUCCUUUUCUGGCAGGGUCUAUUUGCAUAGAGGAAACUGCCCAAAGUGGCCGCUGUGGAGGAGUUGGCGGCGGUGAGGGGGGGCGUGCGCCGCAAUACGCGGCUACCCGGAGGCGAAGCCCCGCGCCCGGCGGACCUCGCGCCUCGGGCUGUCUCGCCUGUUCCUCACGCGCUCAACCUCAGCCCCAGCUCAGCAUCGUCCCUUCGGAGAAUCCACGCGCGACGAACGCGCCAUGGGCCCAGGAGAGAGCGCUGGUGGCGGUGGCGACGCAGGGAAGGGCAACGCAGCGGGCGGCGGCCGCGGUGGGGGCCGCCCGGCGACGACGGCCGGGUCGCGGGCGGUGAGCGCGCUGUGCCUGCUGCUUUCCAUGGGCUCGGCGGCCGCCUGCCUGCUGCUGGGCGUCCAGGCGGCCGCGCUGCAGGGCCGGGUGGCGGCGCUCGAGGAGGAGCGGGAGCUCCUGCGGCGCGCGGGGCCGCCCGGCUCCGGGGCCGCCUGGGCCGAGCCACACCUGGAGCGUCUGCUGCGAGAGAAGUUGGAUGGACUAGUGAAGCUCCGGACUGCUCGGGAAGCCCCAUCUGAAUGUGUCUGCCCCCCAGGGCCCCCUGGACGGCGCGGCAAGCCUGGGAGAAGAGGCGACCCUGGUCCUCCAGGGCAAUCAGGACGAGAUGGCUACCCGGGACCCCUGGGUCUGGAUGGCAAGCCCGGACUUCCCGGCCCAAAAGGGGAAAAGGGUGCAGCAGGAGACUUCGGCCCCCGGGGAGACCAAGGACAAGAUGGAGCUGCUGGGCCCCCAGGGCCCCCUGGACCUCCUGGGGCCCGGGGCCCUCCUGGUGACACUGGGAAAGAUGGCCCCAGGGGAGCACAAGGCCCAGCGGGCCCCAAAGGAGAGCCGGGACAAGAUGGCGAGAUGGGCCAGAAGGGAUCCCCAGGGCCCAAGGGUGAGCCUGGAGCACCUGGAAAGAAGGGUGAUGACGGGACACCAAGCCAGCCUGGACCACGAGGACUCCCUGGACCACCAGGGCCCAAGGGUGAGCCAGGGAGCAUGGGGCCUCAGGGAGAGAAUGGCGUGGACGGUGCCCCAGGACCAAAGGGGGAGCCUGGCCACCGAGGUGCGGACGGAGCUGCAGGGCCCCGGGGCGCCACAGGCCUCAAGGGAGAGCAGGGAGACACAGUGGUGAUCGACUAUGACGGCAGAAUCUUGGAUGCCCUCAAGGGGCCUCCCGGGCCACAGGGGCCCCCAGGGCCACCAGGGAUCCCUGGAGCCAAGGGUGAGCUUGGAUUGCCCGGUGCCCCAGGAAUCGAUGGAGAGAAGGGUCCCAAAGGACAGAAAGGAGACCCAGGAGAGCCAGGGCCAACUGGACUCAAAGGGGAAGCAGGCGAGAUGGGCUUGUCUGGCCUCCCGGGUGCCGACGGCCUCAAGGGGGAGAAAGGGGAGUCAGCGUCUGGCAGCCUACAGGAGAGCCUGGCUCAGCUCAUAGUGGAGCCGGGGCCCCCUGGCCCCCCUGGCCCCCCAGGCCCCAUGGGCCUCCAGGGAAUCCAGGGUCCCAAGGGCUUGGAUGGAGCAAAGGGAGAGAAGGGCACAUCGGGUGAGAGAGGUCCCAGCGGCCUGCCUGGGCCAGUUGGCCCACCGGGCCUUAUUGGGCUGCCAGGAACCAAAGGAGAGAAGGGCAGACCCGGGGAGCCAGGACUAGAUGGUUUCCCUGGACCUCGAGGAGAGAAAGGUGACCGGAGUGAACGUGGAGAGAAGGGAGAGCGAGGAGUCCCCGGCCGGAAAGGAGUGAAGGGCCAGAAAGGCGAGCCAGGACCACCAGGCUUGGACCAGCCGUGUCCUGUGGAGAAUCCCACCUGCGGAGGCCGGAGAGGGGCUCCAGGCUGGCGGGGCCCUUCGAGGGGCAGUGGGCCAUGCCCUGGGGGCCCCGACGGGCUGCCCGUGCCUGGCUGCUGGCAUAAGUGACCCUCAGGCCCAGCUCACACCUGUACAGAUCCGUGUGGACAUUUUUAAUUUUUGUAAAAACAAAACAGUAAUAUAUUGAUCUUUUCUCAUGGAAUGCACUACCUGUGGCAUUUUAACAUUCGAGACUGUGCUCACCCAGCCCCAGAGCCUUCAGCAUGUGAAGCUGCAGGAAAGUGGACAGCCCAGACCAGGGAGAUGUGUACCUAAGGGGCACCCUUGGGCCUGGGCUUUCCCGGGAAGGAGACAAAGGCAGAAGCCCCUGGCUAGGGCAAGGCUGGAAAGAUGCUAGGUUGGGCCUUCACAGAGAGACUCUCAGCGGUGGUACUGCCCUUCAAGAACCUGUCCCCAAAACCCUGGAUUCCCUGGGACACAUCCUAUCCAAGAAGGCUCAGGGCUGGGACAGCAGCUGCUGCUGCUGCUGCCACCGGCCUCACCAGCCUCCAAACUCAGCCACAACCAGCUGCCUCUACAGUUGGACAAGACUUGGCCCCUGGACAAGACUCACCUGGAACUUGCAGCUGAACCCACAGAGCAGUGAGUGGAAAUCCCCCAAGAGGGUCUAGCUGCCACCACAUUUGGUAGGCCCCAGGAGGCCAGACUGCCAUGAGAAUAUAUGUCCUCUGGCCAGGAGUAGUGGCCAAGCUCUGUGAUAGCUGUGAUGUGGACCCCGCUCCAGGGAGCUAGCUGAGUGUCGGGGAUGGAGGGGCCCAGGUGGGACUGACUGCUACUUCCUGUCUCUGUUUUCAUAUCAUCCAGAGAGGGACAAGAUGGGACAUGGCCCAGCCAAAGGAGGCAGUCCUCCCACUCAGAGUCUGAGUCUUACUGAUCCCAAGUCUCCUACCCAGAACUGUGGCCAAAAAUGACUCUACGUGGGCUGUACAGGCAAAGCAAACCUCAGGGCUGGUUCCCAGCUGGCCUGAGCAGGGGGCCUGCCACCAGACCCACCCACACUCUGACAAGAGGCUUUUUCGCUUCCAGCAAGCGUUCCCAGCAACCAGCUCCAUCCUGGCUGCUCACCUUCCUUCCAUUUCCAUGUAGAUGGAGAUCACUGUGUGUAAUAAACCACGAGUGCGUGUCUG
Molecule: messenger RNA, 3155 nt
Organism: Sapajus apella (tufted capuchin)
Lineage: Eukaryota; Metazoa; Chordata; Mammalia; Primates; Cebidae
Gene: COL23A1
Product: collagen type XXIII alpha 1 chain
Exons: 30
Coding region: 355-2076 (573 amino acids)
Source: RefSeq, a predicted model, not a curated record